CAAAAGCUACCGCCAGGGCGAUGGGCUUGUCCACUAUUCACAAAUCUUUGUGCUCCUUAUACCUCUUUUUAACGCUCCUCUCGACGUCAAGUGUUGAAUGCUUCAACUUAGAUGACCAAUUCGAAGAAGAACUUCUAAUAAAACCGCUUAACAACGACUUUGUCUACGCUUAUUUCCAGUUUACGACCACCUGGGAUGUGCCAUUUGAAGCCAAAUCAUUCCAAAACUGCCAUCUCUUUCCAAGGGUUUUGGGAGAGGUUUUAGGGCAGUACAGCGUCCAGGAGUUGCAUCUAAGUCUCACACAAGGCCUAUGGAGGCACGAAAAAUAUGGCUACCCGGUCAUUGAUGCGCCGGCAGGCACUGAGAUCUGGGCCUGGUUCAAGGAAGGAACAAAGGAUGUCAACAAGUCGUGGAAAAUGUUAACCAGCGCCUUGUCAGGCUUAUUUUGUGCGUCUCUAAAUUUUGUUGAGCCGCACAAUACGCUGAGUCCGACUUUAAGUUUUGCACCUACUGGAGCUGUCCCUCCUGGAAUUCACUCAAAUUCGUCCUUGCUUCGUUAUUCAACUCUGCCUAGAGAAGUUGUGUGCACUGAAAAUUUGACUCCAUGGAAGAAACUCCUACCCUGCGACUCUAAACGUGGCUUGGCUACCCUUCUCAAUGCAGGCCACAUUUACAAUACAAAUUACCACUCUUUAGGUAUUCAUGUGCGUCCUAUUUGCAAGGACAUUGCCUGUGAAUCAACCGCUGUGGAGCUGAAGCAAACGGUUUCUCUUGUGUAUGACAUGUUGCAAGUUGGCUCGCAGAGUAGAGAUUGGUCGUUCAGGAAACUCUUUGGCCAGGGGUUGUCUGGUCCCUGUCCUCUGGCUUCAAGCAGCAGAGUUUACGUUGACACCACCCAAAAUGGGUCAAUAUUCGAAUUUCAACUGAGGCCAGAGCCAAAGGCUGUGCUCACAAGUAUUCGGGGUGGAGCAACAAGCAAACUUGCCAUGUAUGACCUUAAAACAAUGCAUUUAGUCUCUCUACUAAACAUUGCUGCUACCUACACUGGUGAGAAACUGGAGCACGUAAACAUCUCUCCAGUUUUGUAUGCAAACAGAUACAUCAUAGGUUAUGGCCAAGAGAAUGGAGGCAUUGUAACCAAAGUGGUCAACAACCAUUGGCAGCCCUUGGACAUCGUUUACAUGGAGAACAUCCCAUGGUUUCUGCCUGUGUACCUACACACUUUCCAGGCAGAAGUGAACGGUCGUCAGCUGGUGCCACACGCCAUCAACUUUGUCCCAGGACGCGAGCGAGAGCGACCGUACCAGUUGGAGGUGGCGCUACGCAUCCCAGCCAGGAGCACCACCACCCUCAGCAUCUCGUUUGACUACAUUUUCCUCAAGUGGCAAGAGUAUCCACCAGAUGCCAAUCACGGCUUUUACGUUGGUGCGGCUGUCAUCACCUCUUCACUUCCAGUUGCCAGAAACUAUACAGGUGUUCCUUAUGACGGAAGCACUCUCAUAACCAGCAUCAAUGCAACUCGCUCAACUGGCUAUCCUGUUCAAGUGCGAACAGAAAUAAUUUUAGUCAGCCUCCCAACUCCCGACUUCAGUAUGCCAUACAACGUUAUCUGUUUGGCCUGUACUGUGGUAGCUUUAGCAUUUGGGCCUUUGCAUAACAUUACCACUAAGAGGCUUUUGCUCAAAGAUUUGGAGGACAACAAGAGUUUCUUUGAAAGGCUAAAGGAGAAACUUAAAAGAGGUGGCACGGAUGCGGAUAAAGUUGAAGAGUCAGAUGAGAAGAAGAAAAGCGACUGAUUUUAAUUAUUUUGUCACGUUUUUGCCAAGUCAUAUUGUUAGUUAUUGAAUUUUGUUAGUAAAAUUUUUCUACAGAGAAUAUUUGUUUCUAUUCCUCAAUGAAAUAUCACGUUUGGAUUUUUAUAGGAA
This is a messenger RNA of Cloeon dipterum, 1925 nucleotides long. It is a transcript of the gene PIG-T, whose product is annotated as phosphatidylinositol glycan anchor biosynthesis class T. The record is from RefSeq and is a predicted model, not a curated record. Gene Ontology annotation, cellular component: GPI-anchor transamidase complex. The transcript is spliced from 9 exons. Gene Ontology annotation, biological process: attachment of GPI anchor to protein. Bases 21 to 1796 code for a protein of 591 amino acids. NCBI's taxonomy places the organism in Eukaryota, Metazoa, Arthropoda, Insecta, Ephemeroptera, Baetidae.